This is a messenger RNA of Rotaria sp. Silwood2, 354 nucleotides long. The record is from the annotation of a GenBank genome assembly. NCBI's taxonomy places the organism in Eukaryota, Metazoa, Rotifera, Eurotatoria, Philodinida, Philodinidae.
AUGACUGUUGGCAAGUAUGAAGUUGACAAUAGAUGGAUAGUUCCAUAUAAUCCAUAUUUACUAAUGAAAUACAAUGCUCAUGUUAAUGUCGAAAUUUGUGCAACUGUGAAAAGUAUUAAAUAUUUAUUUAAAUACAUUUACAAGGGACAUGAUUGUGCUAACAUUAAAUUACAACGGCCAGUUCAAGAAGGUGCUGCUGUCGCUCAAGCAACAUUGGAAUGGGAUGAAAUUAAAGCACAUCUCGAUGCAAGAUAUGUAAGUGCACCUGAAGCUGCAAGGGGACUUUUUGAAUUUCCAUUACAUGACAAGUCUCAUGCCAUUAUUCGAUUAGCCGUCCAUCUUCCAGAUCAGUAG